AGGAGGGAGGGGAGCGCGCCGAGGAGAGAUAUAGGAGCGCCAACUGCCGCUCGCCUCAAAGCACGAAAAGGUUUGAGCGCAGGGGGAGGGCGCGGGCUGGCGGGUGGUGGUGGGCAGCCGCGAGGCAGCCGGGGCUCUUCGGUGCGCGUCUUCGCGACAAGGCAGCGGCCAUGCUGUGCUAUGUGACCAGGCCGGACGCGGUGGUGAUGGAGGUGGAGGUAGAGGCCAAGGCCAACGGCGAAGACUGCCUCGACCAGGUGAAGAGCCGCGCGCGUUUGCUCUCUCUCGCUCUCUCCCCCCCCCUUCCCGCAACCCGCCGUUGGUUCAUGAAUGGUCGUUGAAGGAGCUCGCGACCCACGAGCCGCGACGGGGCUGCUCUCGCGCGCUCUCUGCUUCGCCUCGAGAUUCUCCGAACGAGAGCCGCCGCCUUUUCUCGUGCUCGGUGGGACUGGACACAGAGCAGCUGGGGAUCGGGAUGGGGGGAUGCAGGCAAGGGGAGAGGGAUGCGACGGCCUCGGAGCUGCGGAGCCUGCAGCGACGCUGCUGCUCUGGCUUCCUCCCACGCGUUGCUUACUGAGCUGCUGGCCCCCCCCCCUCGCAUCCCACAUCCUGAAAUCCCCCCCCCUUUUUCUAGCAUUAGCCACGUGGCACUUUGCAGGGGCGAUGGCAGGUGACUUGACUGCCCCCCCUAAAUGUAUCGCCCCUGCAUGGGGAAUACUGUGCUUGGCAAGGCAUGUGGACUAAUCGUUAUAUUUGUUGCGGCAGGCAACUGAACCCUGCAAGGCUCUAGUUUUCGUUGGCACCACGUGGUGUAAAUGUACAUGGCACAUGUGAGCGUGGGAUUGAUUGAACCGUCUGCUUUCAACCUGUGCAUGGAGAAGUUCAGGGUUUUAUGCAGUGGCCCAGCUGCGCCCAUUGUUUAUGCUCAUUUAACCCUGAACGUUCACCCAACUGUACAUGUUUUUGGCAGGAGACCCAAGUCUUUGGAUUUGGUGUUUACAACAUGGUGAAUAUUCUUGCACAGAAGGAUCAUUCUUUCUACAAGCUUUAGGUAUGAGGUGUUGGUUCUGGCACUCUAAGAGCAAUCUGAUUUAGCUUGUCAUUUUGUAGUAUAUGCUUGUUUAUCAGCUCCACCAGUAUCAAGUGGCAUAUUGUUUUGUGGACUUCUGAAGUUUGUUAAACAACGUCUUGCCACACUACUUCAUGAUGAUUCUUGUACUAACUUUUAUGAUGCUCCAAUUUUUAAUCAUAGGUUUGUAGACGACUGGGCAUUAUAGAAGUUGAUUACUUCGGACUCCAGUUCACAGGCAGUAAAGGAGAGAAUUUGUGGCUGAAUUUGCGAAAUAGAAUAUCCCAGCAGAUGGAUGGUCUGCCUCCUUACAGACUGAAACUACGUGUCAAAUUCUUUGUGGAGCCCCAUCUCAUAUUGCAAGAACAGACAAGGUAAGAAAGAACUCCCAGUGAGACCUGUUCAUACUUUAUUUUCAAUAUAUGCAACUCUCCAGUAGAAGUUUAGAAUGUGACUUGAAUGUGUCUGUAGAACUGAAUCUGAAGCUAAGGUCUUAUUGUAAAAUAGUAUUUGUUAUGGGGAAUAAAACAUACUGGGUAGUACCUCUUGUAAUUACAGGAGCCUUUCUACAAGUGGAAGUAACACAAAGUGUUUGCCCGAUAGUAACCUCAUAGCAGUGUUAUUGCAGGUCGUUUUAAAAUGUUCAUAGCAGGAAACUGUUCCACCCAGUGUUUCAGUUUACAGAGCUCUGAUAUCAUAUUACAGUAAUGUUUCAAACAAGUUUAGGCGCUGCUUCAAACCACAAAGAGAAAACAGCUGGUUUCUCCCUUUAGGAAAUAUGUAGCUAUCUUAAGCUUACACUUGAAUUCAAACACUGACAAAAAUCGUGUAAUUACACUUUUAAAAUGCACUUGGAAGACUCCACCUUUAUUUUCUAUGGGGCUUAUUUAGGUAGGCUUCAUGGUAAAAUUUCACCCAGCCAUAUAAUUCUUAAGAUGAAAUGUUUCAGUAGCAUGGUGAGAUUUUUUAAAAAUACAUUUUAUUGUAGAAAAAUGCUCACUUCCAAACUGUAGCCUGCUAUAGAUGGUUGCAGAUAAUCACAACUCUUCCAUGAAUGCAUUUAUGCUGUUCUCAUGCUUUGUACAUAAUGUUAUUCUAUUGUAACAAUGAGUUAACUAUUUGUUAGGCAGGCAACUUGCGAAUCUGGAUGCUGCUAGGUUCAUGGGAUGGCAGGGCUGCUAAUAUUUUAUUGACUAAAAUAGUUCUGAAAUAAUCUGUACAGCUUUUUAAUAUUCAGGCUGCAUCUUCUUUUUUCUUUUUUAAGUGCACAGACCUCCUGUGUUGUGUAUUAUGUUUUCAAAAGCUUUCAUUGCAUGUGAUGGAACAAUAUUUCUUACAUGAAUUACUUUGGUUAAUAUUUUACUUUUAAGAAAACAAUGCUGUGCAUUAUAACUUGGGGAUAUUUUUCAUACUGCUAUAGUUACUGUGCAAAAUCUGGCUUACAGCUGUCUGGGACUUUAAAACCUUAACACUCACACAUUUUUUGUGCUAGACUUGCAAAGUGAAGACCAGGAGUUCCAUCCUGUCAUAUGUUAAUAUAGCAACAAUUUUCUGAACUGCUUUGAAAGGCUAUGAAUGUUGGCAAAUUCCAAAGAAUGAGAGUACCAGUGUAGGGGGGAACCCAUUCUCUUUGUCAUCGUCCUCCAGGCUUAAGAGAUUCAAUGUUGACGUCUCAUCCUCACUUAGUCUGUGCCAUUGAAAAAGAAUAGGCAUCAGUUUGAGAGCACUGACAGGAUCAGUUCCCUUGUAUUUGCAUAUUGUUUGUGUAGAAAACAGUGUACUGAGAUUAGGUUAUUCUUUUGAAGUAUCAACCAUUGUGUGAAUAUGUAUUUGUAAAUGGAAGUUUUGUAUAUGUGUAAGAGAUAUGUGAGAGCUGGCUAUUAUAAAUUUCAAGAGUUCAACCCUAGAGCACUCUCCACAUAAAUUUGAAUUAGAUUGGAUUUUGAAGACGUAAUGGUCUGUUUUGAUUUGACUUGACCCGUGAAACUGCUUUUAAUAGGCUUGAGAACAUGACAUUAAGUGUGAAACAGUGGUUGCUGUUCUGCUGUUUUACUUAAUUAAUAGGUUGAAUGAUUCUUCAAACCUAGAUUUCCACAGUAGCAAAUCAUUGUUAUUACAUUUGCCCAUAUUCUACUAUAGUAAUUUAUAACCAGGAAAAGAAGCCCAAACAGUGUGUCAGCUGAAAUUUCAUGGUCUUAAAUAUGAACACCUUUAUUCCAAGUCCAUGUGCUAAGUUGAAAUGCUUCAGGAUACAUAGUUCCUGGUAUCUGAAUAUUGUAAAAAGUGGGGGAUGGUGAGAAGAAACAAAAAAACUUUAAUUAAGAUGCUCCUGUAAUUACUUUAACUUUUAAAAGGAAUUGUGCCAGGGUGUUGUGAAGCCAUCUAUAUAAUUGGGAAUUGUUUUGAGUUUGGAUUUAUUCCAGGGAAUUCAGGGAAGCUUCAUGGAGCUGCCUGUUAGUUUGUUUUUAGGUAAAAACAGGAUAGUAAUUGAGAAAUCCAAGGUUCAGAAAUGAGUUGCAAUGAGAAAGUUGAGUCUCAAAACUUAUUCUGGGUGUGGCUGUGUUUUACUCGCUAACAGUGAAGGCUGCAGUGAAGGAUGUGUGGCGGCUGCUCUAGAGAAGCAACAACAAUGUAACUGUAGGUCAUUGACUGAAAGUAACCCUUGUUAAUAGCUGCCAGGCUGUUCUAUGGAAUCGGUGACUGCUGCAUUGGAAGAAAGCCGAGUUUCUGGGGAAAUUAGACUCCUGAUUGGUCUGAAAUGGUUGCUUCAGGGAAGAAAGUUCUGCUUUUGUGGUUGAGGCUUUUUGUGAAGAAGUAACAAGUCUAAACUUUUGUCUACUUUUGGAAUAGUAAGCAUUGUUGACGUUGAGUAAAUAUGUGAAACUUCUUAUAUUAAAUUUUAUCCUUUAAAACUUCUUGUUAAAGUUCAGUAGUAAUACAUUUAGAAUACUGGAAUAAAGUAACUUGUAUUUUGUAGUGAGUGGUCAGAAAUUAAACAGCUACUAUAAUUAAGGACAUGACAAAACCAUUAAUUCCAUUUUACUUUCUAACAUCUAGUGUAUUAGCUUUUUAGUUAGGAACUAAAGUUCAGUUUGAUCUCCGAAGAGAUAAAAUCAGAAUUCUGGCCAUUCUAGUGAGCUAUUUAAAUUUGUUUCAAACAGUUUGCUGCAUUAAAACUGGCUUAUUGAAUUUGCAUGUACAGUACAGUUCACACUUGUACUUCGCAGUCUAAAUAUAUUUUGUCUAGGUAAGUGUUCUGUUUUGCCCAAGUGCAAUUAAAUCUUGUGGUGGUUGCUGAAAAAAGUGUUGAAUCCAUAUAACUACAUGAAGCAUAGCUGAACAAGUUUUCCCCUCCCUUAUCAAUCAACAAUGAUGAACAAGGCUUGGGAAUCUUGCCUCUUCUGCCAUUGUACAAUAUGACAGUAAUAAUAGUUUAUUACCCGCUUUUCACCCUAAGGUCCCAGAGUGGGUUGUAAUAAUUAAAACACAAUGUUAAACACAAUUUAGCACAAUUUACAUCGCUAGAUACCUGUGAGAUUGCCUUACCACAUAUAUGCCCACUCAACCAUAUUGAUAGAAAUGACACUGUUAUAGGUGGGUGCCAUAUAGUACCCAUUCCACAUUUAUAGGAACUCAAAUAUUUUAGUGGAAACACCUACACUUUGGAACUCCCUGCCUAUUGAUGUCGCUUUGGAACUCCCUGCCUAUUGAUGUACUCCUUUUGGUGCCUGCUAAAACAUUUUUGUUUAGACAAGUUUGCCCUAAUGUUUAGAAAACGUUUGUGAGUUUUAAUCUGUUUUUAGCCUAUUGUUAGUUUAGCUCUUUGAAAGUCUUAAAAUGUUGAGGCUGAUUCUUUUUAUUGGCAGUUUUAUUGUUUUAUCUUUUUGUAAACUUCUUUGAGGUUGUUGUUUUCUUUACAAUUAGGAAGUAAAUAAAAGGUAUUGUGUUAUAAACCACAGUAUCCUCCACCUGCUCAGAUUCUUGCACAUUGUUGUUGGCAUCCAUGUGUCUUAAGAGACAAUGGAGUGUGCCUUCAAACAGCUGUGUUAGCACCAAAGUGACCUUCCCAGGGUGCAAGCCUGGGCAGUGUGUAUGGAGGAUCCUGGGCUGUGCAGACGACAGGACCCCUCCCUUGGCCUCGCUGAUGUGGUCCAAAGGAAAGCAGAGCAAAACCUGUGGCACCAGCUUGGCUGUAGGGGUUGCCAGAAGGAGGCGUACAAGGUGCCAUCGGCUUCGGUUUCCCCCCAUAAAGCUGAGGCAUUCUGCUCAAACACUGGCUUACUGCCUCAGUGCACUACUAAAUGUGCAGGGGGGGGGGAGCAGUUGGCAAUCCUGUCACCCCAUUCCAUUCUGCUCGAAAGGUGCUGCUGGUCUCUGGGGUAAGGUUCAGGGGGAGGUUCAAGGGGGAAAGAAGGCUCUUUCAGAUUCUGAUCCAUGUAUUUUAAACUUAAAAAUAGGUUUUCUAUUUUACUGGCUAACUAAUAAAAACCUAGCAUCAUUGACAAGAGUUAUUUGCACAGAAGCUGGCACCUAUCUUGUACUAUAACUCCCUCGCAGAUUGGUGUGCGAUUGUCAUACUUGCAGUCCCAUGAGUUAUAACCAAUAUUGGCCAGAAUAUUCAGUUAUGAUUUUAAAAGAAAUUAUAAAAAAGAUUUUAAUUUUGCAACAGAUCAUUCCAAGAGGAAGUCCUCACCACCGUCUUUCCACUUCUGAGCUAGAAGGAGGGCAAGAUCUGAUUCACAAUACUUAUAUAUUAGUAGGCACAACAAUAUUUCUAAUUUGAUAUGUGAGACAACUAAUCGUCUAUCACCAGAUACUUAACAGAAUAUUAUAGACUCAUAGCUAAACAACCCAUUAUUUUAAGAUGUUUUGUGAAAGGGAAUUUCAUUAAUGCAAGCAGUGUCUGGGUUCUGGGCGCAGUACUAAGCCUAAGAUUUCAGAUUAAAACUGCCACUGCUGGAAGAAAAGGGGGACCUUUUUUCUGCCUCCCCACUUCCAGCCAUUCUCUGAAGACUGGAGAAGAGACCCUCAUAAGAAUAUUAGGGGGGUGGGCAGGGGAAGUAUGGCUUUGUUUUUUGCAGUUUUCAGAUGAGGACUAGACCAUGUAAAAUUGAACAUAAGAUUUUAGCUGCAGUUCGUUCAUUUUCAGCUUUGCAUUCUUGUUACAAAAAAAAGCUCACCUACACACUCCAUGGUGGCACCCACAACCUAGGUUUAAGGUGCCAUUUAGUUCCUAGCUUUUAUAUCUGUUUCUAACACUGCUCAUGACAGAUUUACUAUUCCCCUCAGCCCCAUUUACACUAUACAUUUAAAGUAGUGCUGGGAAGUUUCUGCCUCUGUAUAUCACUUUAUACAAUUCAUUGUAUAUCACUUUAAACAGUCAUGGCUUCCCCCAGUGAAUCCUGGAAACUAAAGUUUGUUAAGAGUUUUGAGAGAUGUUAGGAGACUAAUACCCCUUUCAUAGCACAGUCUCCUGGGAAAAGGAAUUGCCAGUUAAACCACUCUGGGAAUUUUAUCGCUCGGAAGGGAAUAGGGAUCUCCUAACUAGUCUCACUACAGUUUACAGGAUUAUUUGGGGAGGCCAUGAUAUUGCUUUGGGGAAGUGGUACGAUACUGCUUUAAGUGUAUAGUGCAGAAGGGACCUCCUUAAUAUCUGAGAAACACUCAGUACGGACAAGCCAACCUCUGCCAGCUUACGUGUGUUCGGUAUGUGUUGAACUGGCAAUGCAGCUGUGAUGGUGGGGCAGUUCAGAUCUCUGCCUUUCUUUACGUUAAAGCCUUCAGUUUGCUAUGCUUUUAAAAUCAUUGAUCUUCAGAGGAGGUAUCCUCAACAAUUCAUGGUGGGUUUUAUUGUGCCUUAUUGUAAGUUGCCAUCAUCCUUCAGUAAUAUGUGAAGUCACAUGUAAAGGACUUUUCCCCUGACUAAACUCCUGUUCCUUCCUGGAAAUAAACUUAGAAUAGAUGCUGUUCUGUUCACUCACUUCGACUAAAACUUCAUCUUUAAUACUGUCUUUCUAUUUCAAUGUUUCAAGAUGAAUCAGACUUCCAAUUUAUUCUAUAUCACUGAGGUAUUCUGUCAUUUAUUUUCCAAUUCAUACAGAUAGGGAAAUCAGAACAAUAUCUUGUGAAUUUUAAAAGAAGGAGCAGACCUAUUUCUGUCACAUAUUUUACUAAAUAUGACUUAAUACUUUUUUAAAUUAAUUUCCUUUUAGGCACAUGUUUUUCUUGCAUAUAGAGGAGGAUCUUCUGGCUGGUAAUCUUCAGUGUUCUUCUGAACAUGCAAUUGAACUUAGUGCACUACUUGCCCAGUUGAAGUUUGGUGAUUAUAAUCAAAAUACUGCCAAAUAUCAUUAUGAAGAGUUCUGUGCAAAGGAGCUUACCACUACUGUUUUGGACAGGUAAGAGGGUUUGUUUCCUAGGAACAUUACCAUGGCUGAAAUAAUUGUUCAGAUGCAUAUCAUUGGCAAAACCACUGCAGUUGCAAACCACACAUUUUUAUUUGCAGGAUUUAUGCUAACACAGCCAUAUCUAAGACUUCAUUUUCUGUAGUACUCAUAAUAUUUAAGGAUUUUAAUUUUGAAGCUAUAUGUUACCUGUGUAUUACCAUAAUAUAUUUUCCUGAUUCUUAGACUGAUUAAAUAAAAUAUUUUUUAAAAAAGCAGGUCUCAGUGGAAGAAUUUGAAAAUGUUUACAUCUCCUAUUGAACUGAGUAAAGAUUUAGAAUUGUUUAAGUGUGGUGAGAUUGUUCCUCAAUUAGUGUGUGAGUUUUUUAAAGCAUGAAGCCACAUUCAUAGUUCAACAAAUUUUGUAAUCUUGUUUUUCUCAAAAGGCACCUAAUCUUGCCAACAACUGUUUAAUGUGUUGCCAUGUAAAACCUUAAUUCUGAAUAUUACGUAAUACCAUACUUAGUUACAUUUAAAUAAGGACAAAAAUAUACUUAACAAUGUAUCAUUAAAAAUAAAUCUAUACAGUUUAUAACAUUUGAGAUCUUAUUGAUAAAAGCCAGUAUUUAAAUCUUGUAAAUCAUUAAAAGUUACAAAAUGUUCAUGAAGUUGAUUGAAUAUGUCUUUAAACACUGUACCUUGCUUAUGCAUGUCUGAAUGAUUAACCUAUUCUCAACUUUUUGUUACCUACAGUAUUACUGCAAAGCAUAAGGAACUUGAAGGCCUCACCCAAGCUUCAGCAGAGUAUCAAGUUUUACAGAUUGUGUCAACACUGGAGAACUAUGGGGUGGAAUGGCAUUCUGUUAGAGACAGCGAAGGGCAGAAACUUUUUAUUGGAAUUGGUCCUGAGGGUAUUGCCAUGUGUAAAGAUGACUUCACUCCCAUCAACAGGUAAUAAAUGCCUACUAAAUUCCAUUAAAAGGUUCAGAAGAGUUGUGGGAUACACAUCUGUUGUGAUUCAACCAUUGUUACCUGUUGUUCUCUAUGAUUCACGCUCAACUUCACAUGGGUGCACUUCUCCAAUAGGACUUCCCCUUCGCCAACCCCACACCUCCAAACCUCUGCCACUGGAAGCACUACAUGAGGGGCUUUACAAGCCCUGUGCUUGGGAAGUGCUGAGCACAGAGCUUGCAAAGUCCCCUGGGAAGUGCUUCGCAAGUGCCCAGCAGUCAGGUGAUCCUCAGCCAUUUGGGUCUUUACAAGCAGCAGAUUAAUAGUGCAUACAAAGCCCCGUUCAUCCAGGCACUGACUUUACCUGCUCUUAACUCAUGUCAUAUAUGGGCAGAUGGGCAUCUCAAGGGCCGAAUGGCAAGGGCUGCCAUGCCUAAUUAUGUCCAUGGGCUGGAGAUCCUCCACCCCCGUGCGCUAUACAUUAAGCUGUCGAAAUAGUUGUAGGUGGCUUUGUUUCUUUCCGGUAGUGCAUGAUGUGGAACCAGAUUACUUAAGAGAUUGCCUUGACGCAUAUAUCAUUACCUAACAAUUGCAUUCCUCCAAAUGGGCAUUGUUAAGGAUUCGUUAUGCUCCAGAGGUCUGCCUGACAUCAACUAGAAACCAGACCUUUAGUGUUGUGACUCCAGCUUUGUGGAAACAGCAGCUAGCAUUUUUGCUUUCAGAUGACUGUUGAAAACUUAACUUUUUAAGUGGGCUUUCUCUGAAGAGUAACAAACCAUUUUACAUUUUAUACUACACAGGAUCUUGUAAUUUAAUGUUUUAAAGACCUUUUUAUACUUGCGUAUUUAUAUUUUUACUAUUUACGUUCUCUUCAUAAUCUAGCUUUACGUUUUGGAAACACUUGUUAUGUAGGUUAUAUAUUAUUAAAUAAAUAAAUGUAAAGAGCUAUAUUGUUCUAGCUUAGUAUUAAUCUUAAAUGUACCCUGCCAAACUAUACCUGGCUGUAGUUGUUCCUCAGAGUCCUUUUAGGCUCUCAGUACAGGACUUGUUCUUUAACAUACUUGCCUUCCUUAUAGGAUUGCAUACCCAGUUGUUCAGAUGGCAACGCAGUCUGGAAAGAAUGUGUACUUGACUGUCACAAAGGAAUCUGGCAAUAGCAUAGUUCACCUUUUCAAGAUGGUCAGCACCAGAGCAGCUAGUGGACUGUACAGAGCGAUAACAGAAACACAUGCAUUUUACAGGUUUGUAUUUCUAGAAAACAAAUCCAGCUUCAAAUGCAUCAAAUAUUUCCUGCAUAAGUGCUUAAGUUUCUCUUUUUAGUUGAUAUAACAAUGGCGUAAACUUUAAUAUUUGUGAAAUAAAAGGUUUCAUUUUAUUCUGCUGCCUCCUGAGCGGAUUUAAUUUUGUUGGUUAGGAAUAUUCUUUUAUAUCUGAAGUGGGAAGAAGUGCUUGAAGAAACCUCUUGUAUGAACACAAGAUAAAGUUAACACUUCCUAAACAUACCAUUAAAUAAAUUUCUCAUGCAACUCUGGUUUAUCAAACUUGUAACAACCCAUUUCAAACUAUUCUCUUUUAGGGAAUGGAAAUAUUCAAAUUAAGAAUGCCGUUUUGUUUUUAGAAUAGUCUUCCAUGUUCUCAUUGCAAUUACAGUAUUAGAAUUAUUUGAAUAAACAGAGCCUGUUAUUUAACCUUUGUGUUCAGUUUGACUGAGUUAUACCUUGUUUUCCCCCCCACUCUGAUAGGUGUGACACUGUUACUAGUGCUGUUAUGAUGCAGUACAGUCGAGACUUAAAGGGCCAUUUAGCAUCCUUGUUCCUGAAUGAGAAUAUUAAUCUCGGCAAAAAGUAUGUGUUUGAUAUUAAGCGGACAUCUAAGGAAGCUUAUGAUCAUGCAAGGCGUGCCCUUUACAAUGCUGGCAUUGUGGAUCUUGUUUCGAGAAGCGACCAGAGCCCGCCCAGUUCUCCCCUUAAGUCUUCAGAGAGCAGUAUGAACUGUGAUAGCUGUGAAGGUCUCAACUGCCAGCAGAUGAAAGCUCUUCAAGAAAAGUUACGGAAGCUUAAAGAAUCCCUACUAUGUAUGGUAUGCUGUGAAGAAGAAAUAAAUUCAACAUUUUGUCCAUGUGGUCACACCGUGUGCUGUGAGUCAUGUGCUGCACAAUUACAGGUAAUUAUUAAGUUAAUUACAACAACAUUGAAUCGCAUAUUAAAUUAUUGGUCUGAUUUUUACAUUACAUGAAAGCAUAGUAUAAAACAACUGUGGCUUAAUGUGAGUGAGCAGUGGGCUGAUACAUAAUACUCUAAUCAUGUUUCUCCUCCCUUGCUGCUGCUGCAUUAUUUUUAUCAGAUUUAUAUACCGCCUUUCAUCUCAGUAUCACAGGGUAGAUUAGAGUAUAAAAACACAAAAACACAUAGUGAAAGCAAACAAAGCAAUAGCCUUCCCCUGUGCGUGCACCCACCCACCCACUUUUUAAAAAGUCAUAGAUUGUUUAAUGAGCCAAAGGCCUGGGAGAAGAGGAACAUUUUUGCCUGAUGCCUAAAGAUAUGUAGUGAAGGUGCUGGGAGAGCAUUCCACAAACAGAGCCACUGCAGAAAAGGACAAUUCUCUCUCUCUCCCUCCUUUAAAAAAAAAAUAUUGAAACUUUUCAGCAUAUGAUACAAUAAAAAAAUUAAUCCAAAGAAAAGAAGAAAAUACCAAGUCCUCUUUCAGAGAUAAAUCUUAACCCUUGUGUCACAUAAAAGUGGGCGGACCCUCCCAUCUCUCACCUGGGAACUUUUUCUUCCAGCUUCCCACCCUGCGAGAUCUUCCAUUCCUUGCCUCUAAUACAGUUUUUCGCUUUCCAUCCAUCACCUUCCUGUUCAUUCCCUCAUUAAGCCAGAGUAUAGGACCUUAGAAAAACAAAUCCAAAUGCAAAAGAAAAGGCCCAUUCUCAUGUUGCCACCCUCUGUACCUCGUGGUGAGGGCACAUGAAGAAGGGCCUCAUACGGUGAUCGCAGGGUCCGGCCCAGUUGCAAAGGAACAAGCCAGAGCUUGACUUGUGAUUUCCAAACUUGGGCUUCUGGCUUGUUUGGCCAAAUAAACCGUAAGUGGUAAGCCAAAAACAAACACUGGCAAGCCCAAGUUUGGACCUCACAGCAAGCCAUUCUCUGGCUUGUCAUAUUCGUAGCAUGGUGUCACAGCAGUAGUGCACCAGAAUGCAGUUCAUUUCUGUUAAGCCUUACUUGGCUUUAAGCUAUGCUAUAAUGUGAUGUGACAACUGAGUCACUACGUUUCCAAGUAUUUUGCUGUUCUCCAUACUUAAAACAAAUUCUCAAACCGGUUGACAAAACAGACAUAGAAGGGAACAUCGGUUCAUAGCAUUUAAUAGCUGUGUAUAGCCUUAGACUCUUUGGCAUACUGUUGAGAGAAGAUGGAGAUAAUUCCUUAGUAGUAGUUAAAAUACCCUGUCAAAUGCCUAAUUUGACCUACCAGGUAAGUAACACAGAUUUUGGUGAAAUUGCUGAAAAUAUUAGGCAUAAGCUUGAAAUUCUUUGGAACUUCACAUUUGUCAACAUUUUGUGGCAUCUUGAAAUUAAACAGUACUACUUACAUGGAGAUCAUAUGAUUUCUACUUUAGAUUCUGGAGCAUAUAUGUUCUAGUUAUGAACACAUUCGUAUAAAUCUGCUAAGGCCUGCUUUUGUGACAAGUAUUUUUAAAACUUAAAUAUAUAUCAGCAGAAAAACAGUGUUAGAACCUUCAGGCUAUGUGAACUGAUAAACCCUUAUAUUAGCCAUAAAGUUGUUAACAACAGUGAAUAAAUGUUCCAACUUUUGUUUUUUCCUUCUAGUCAUGUCCAGUUUGCAGAUCUCGAGUAGAGCACGUCCAGCAUGUGUAUUUGCCUACCCACACCAGCCUGCUUAAUCUGACCGUAAUCUGACCUCCAUGUUAUCACUGGAAGAUGUACACUAUACAAGCUUUUAAACUAUCUUGUACUUCCAAAAUACUGCACUAAUGUUUUCUCCGACUCCAUUGAUGGUGAAGGUGAGCUGUCACUUCAGCAUCUGCCAGCAAUUAUAGUCAAAACGACUGCAACAAAACUAUGGGGGGAGGGAGGGGAGAAUAGGGAACGAUCUCUGUUUAGAGAAUUUGUUUUAUGGGUAUACUGUGAAUGACUUGUAGACAACCUCAUGUCACAUGAAGCAACAUUUAUUUAUAAAAUGGCAAUAUACAAAAAAAAUCUGAGAGGAGGAAAGAUGAAAAGUUACUCCGUAGUAUCCAGCAAGGGCAACACUGCCUGUUUUUGCAAUUAUAAAUAUUGUUUUUAAAGUUACUUUAUUUAGCAUGAUCACUCCAUUUAUCUUUUAGGAAAACUAGUUUUUUAAUAUCUACAUCUGUUAUUUCACAGAAACUUAGUUUCUGCUUUUAGUCUCACUGAAGAAACUAUUUUUAAAUCUUUGUAUUUAAGAACCUAAGAUUGCAAAGCUUUAAGCAAAUAGUUGUAUUUGUUUCAUCAAAAAUAGGUAACUUGCAAAAUUUACUAUAAAGAUUUGAGUAAAUUUGGCAGCCUGUUGGGCACCUCCUGAGAAGAAAAUGCUGAAAUACUUACAUUAAAAAAAGUAACUUUGAACAUCUGUGAAACAUUUUUCUCUUGCAAGAGUCAGUUGUUUCUCUUGUACUUGUUUCUGUUUAUCUGCCUUGUGUUGGGAGAAAUGUAUUCUCAAACAGUAUAAUAUUAAUAUGGUUUUCUAAAAUGCAGCUGUGUUAAAUUAUUCUUUCUUAAAACCGUCUUACCUUCUACCACAAACCCUGUCCCUGGGCAUUUUGGACUUUGGUCAGCUAGUGAAUGCUCCAAAAUAUUGAAAACUAGAUGACCAUGUUUGGGUGCAAUACUAGCUAAAAAGAAAGCUAGAAAAGUCACUUUACUGAGACUUUCUGAAUAUACUUUUCAUAUUGCCUUAAUGUAGCAGUAAUGUGUGUAUGCAUUUGUUUCUUUGCACAGACAUUUUGUCAAAAUAUUAAAGCUCUACUUUUUUAUGGCACAUUAGCGUAUAAACCUUACUCCAAAAGGUAUUUAUUUUUUCACUUUGUAAAAAGUUUUCUUUCCACAUGAAGCAAGAACUCCUAUUAUGGUAGACAACUUGUCUUUUUUAUAUAUUCAGGUUAAUAAAGGACUUUUUUAUAUACGG
Podarcis lilfordi (Lilford's wall lizard) is the source of this 13566-nucleotide messenger RNA. The record is from the annotation of a GenBank genome assembly. NCBI's taxonomy places the organism in Eukaryota, Metazoa, Chordata, Lepidosauria, Squamata, Lacertidae.